Messenger RNA from Gasterosteus aculeatus aculeatus (three-spined stickleback), 687 nucleotides. RefSeq names its product SAYSVFN motif domain containing 1 (gene saysd1). NCBI's taxonomy places the organism in Eukaryota, Metazoa, Chordata, Actinopteri, Perciformes, Gasterosteidae. The record is from RefSeq and is a predicted model, not a curated record.
GCACAUACGUUAGCUUAGCGUCAGUGACGUGUCGAUGGAGCGCAGGCUGGCAGAGUUCAGAGCCAGACGGCAGGCUGAAAGCACCAUGAAGAAGGACGACGGCGGUGGUCCCCUGUGCAAAGCACAGACAGCAGCGGACACGGACACUCAGGUCGAUACAACAACAACAACACAAACAACUGACAGUCAACAAACCCCGGAAGCAGAACGCAUCAGGGCUUCGCGUCAGACCCCUGUAAUACAGGACCGUAGCGACUGGCUGCUGGACAGCGCUCUGGGAAGGUGGCUGGCUUCCAGGCGAUUCGUCCUCACGAACCUCACUUUGCUCAAAGUGCUGCUGUGGCUGGUGCUGCUCGGCCUGUUUGUCGAAAUCGAGUUUGGCCUGCCCUUCUUUGUCGUCUCCCUCUUCUAUUGGCUCUACGAAGGACUGCGGAGCCCGGCCGCCCGUCAGCCUGGAGAAAUGAGCGCUUAUUCUGUUUUCAACCCGGACUGUCAGCCGCUGCUGGGCGCUCUCACUGCCGAGCAGCUGGAGGGAGAGAUGGGUUACGGACAUCUGGCUUCACAUUUGUAUUGAAUAAUCACACUACAAAAAUGUUAAUCUUAUUCAGGAAUAUACAGGGAUUUACAUUCAUGUUUUUCGUUUAUUAUUUCUGUAUUACUUAUUAAAUGGAGAUUGGAUUACCUACA